CACAAAGGCGCAGCUGUGGCGCGAAAGUGGCGCGCGGGUGUGGUUUAUACAGUCUCGUGCUGCUUUUCUGCAGUAGGUGUAAAUAGACGCUAUUUUUUUUUUUUUUUUAAAGUCUUAGUUUGUUUUUGUUUUUCUCCCCAUCGUUCCCGGUCCUGAUUCUGGGUUUAUAAAACGCAAACCCAGGCGUCCUUCUGGCCGUUGGAGAUUAUUUUCGUCUCCUUUGUUCCGGAAGUUCAAUUGUUCGCUUUCUUUGUCCUUCAGCACUGGAUUCUGCUUCAUGUUCUUCUUCACGUUCUUCUUCUCCUGCUCUUUAAUCCGGACGUGAACAGAUGAGACGGUUGUGACUCUGGUUGUGUGUGUGUGGAUUAAACAUGGAGUGUGAUCACCACCAGCACUACUUCUACGACGAGAUGGACGGAAGGAUCGAAGACUUCUUUACGUCCACGGCGCCCAGCGAGGACAUCUGGAAGAAGUUUGAGCUCCUCCCCACGCCGCCCGUGUCCCCCUCCAGGACCUUCCCCACGGGCCGCUCCUUACUCCCGCCGCCGGCGUCGGAGCGGAGCAUGUGGGCAUCGGACGAUUACGGCGUGCUUCCUCUGAAGAAGCUCGAUCCGCUGGACGUGUUCGGGAACCUGAGCUCGGUGGUGAUUAAGGACUGCAUGUGGAGCAGCGGCUUUAACGCCACCAGAGUGAGCCCUCGCUCAGAAACGCACCAGAACGAGCUCGCGCACGUGAACGCACCACGCAUCCCGAGCGCAGCGAGACAGGCUGACGUGCAGGUCACGAGGUGCGUGAACCCCGCGGCCAUCCUCAACCUGCCCGUGUCCCAGUCCAAAAAAACCCCGGCGUCCUCAGGAUCCGAGUCGCGCUCGGACUCGUCCGAUGAUGACGAGAUCGACGUGGUGACGGUGGAGAACCGGCUGAAGAAGCGCACUCGCACGCCCAUCACCAUCGCCGUGAGCGCCGACCCGCACGGCCCGCGCAAGAAGCACUUCCACAUCUCUCUGCACCGGCAGCAGCACAACUACGCCGCUCCGUCUCCCGAAUCCGACGACGAACACCACCGGCUCCGCCCCAGCGAUGACGACUACGACGAAGAAGAGCCGCUCGGCGAGCGAGCCCGGGUCGACCCUCCGCUCUUAUCUGCUCCGUCGUCCUCGUCCUCCUCCUCUUCUCCGGCUACCUCGGACUCCGAGGACUCCACCGAGCAGCGCAGGAACUUCCUGGAGAGGAAGAGGCGGGACGACCUGCGCUCUCGCUUCCAGAUGCUCCGGAACGAAAUCCCGGGUCUGUCGGAGUCGGCAAAAACCUCCAAGGUGGCCAUCCUGACCCACGCCACGGAGUACCUGCUGCAGCUGAAGGCGCGAGAGAGACGGCAGGCGCAGGAGAGGAAGAAACUCCGGGCCAGGAGACAGCUGCUGCUGCGCAAAAUCAGCGCCCUGAAGAAGCCAUGAACUCGAUCAGAUGUGUAUUUAUCCUCAAUAUAAAAGGUUACAGAUGUGGUGGGUUUUUUUUUUUUCAGCGUAAAGCUGACACACACACACACACACACAAACACACACACACACACACACACUUUUAUGCAAAGAUGUCGAGUCAAAUUCAGAAGUUACAAAUAAACUAGACCCAAUUACCUGAGACGCGCGCGGCGAGAAAUGCGGCGCAGGUAAACCCCGCGGAGAUAUCUAACCCGAGUGCACGCGGCCUUGCAGAGCGGGAAACGCCCACCGCGCGCUUUACGCAAACUGACUGAGAAAUAAAACCUAUAAACUCCUGCAGGAACCAAAAUCCGAACUGUACCGGCGUCUGAUCCGGAGGAUCCUGUAGAAUCCGGAGAUUCUCGCACGGAGAUCGGAGUGUAUCAUGCUGUGAUUAGAUCGUGGGGAUCGUCGUGUCGUCGCUGUUUACUCAGGACUGGAGCGGGGGGGGG
Messenger RNA from Ictalurus punctatus (channel catfish), 1930 nucleotides. RefSeq names its product MYCL proto-oncogene, bHLH transcription factor a (gene mycla). Lineage: Eukaryota; Metazoa; Chordata; Actinopteri; Siluriformes; Ictaluridae. Gene Ontology annotation, biological process: regulation of transcription by RNA polymerase II. The coding region runs from base 372 to 1454 and encodes 360 amino acids. The transcript is spliced from 3 exons. The record is from RefSeq and is a predicted model, not a curated record. Gene Ontology annotation, molecular function: DNA-binding transcription factor activity, RNA polymerase II-specific; RNA polymerase II cis-regulatory region sequence-specific DNA binding; protein dimerization activity.